AAGCGCAUGCGCACCAAAAACUGGGUGAAGUACACAAACUCGCAAAGAACUUUUCAAACAACUUCUCUUUUUCUUGUCAUCAAGCGCAAAAACCGACACCGGUCUGUUUGUUUUAGGGGUGUCGUAAAACGGAUAAGUGAAGAAAUCAGAUGUAGUGACGUUGCAUAUCCUAUGUUUCACAGGAAGAUGUUGAACUUUUCUGCAACGCUAUAAAUUGGAUCAUGUUGCGCCAGACCGGGGGACACAGCGCCGUUGUUUUGAACUUGACUUUGCUUUUAUGCCACUUCAUAUAAGAAAACGCCAUUCAAGUUGGUUUUAGGUCCACUUUUGUUAUUUUAUACCGCGGAUGCAAAACUCGUCGUCAUGACAAAGAAAACUCUCUGGACCGUGGCGACCACGGUGACGCUUUUCUUUUGUUUAUGUUUUUCAACUUUUAAAGCAGAAACCUCUUCUUGUCACGGAGCAUACGACCUUUACUUUGUUUUGGACCGAUCUGGGAGUGUUUCGACCGACUGGAAUCAGAUCUAUGAUUUCGUCAAAAAUCUUACAGAGAAAUUUGUGAGUCCAAAUAUGCGAGUGUCCUUCAUAGUGUUUUCAUCGAAAGCAGAGAUUGUGUUAGAGCUCACUGGAGACAGGGCAAAAAUAAAUAAAGGACUGAGGGAUUUAAAUGCAGUCAAACCAGCAGGAGAAACCUACAUGCAUGAAGGAAUUAAAAAGGCAACUGAACAAAUGAAAGAACAGCUAAAAAAGUCCUCUAGCAUCAUUGUGGCUUUGACUGAUGGAAAGCUUGAACCAUAUAUCCAUCAACUCACUAAGGAUGAGGCUGAUUUAGCAAGGAUGAAUGGGGCCCGCGUGUACUGUGUCGGCGUAAAGGACUUUGAUGAAGAACAGCUCGCCGAUGUGGCUGAUACCAGAGAGCAAGUGUUCCCAGUCAAAGGAGGCUUUCAAGCUCUCAAAGGCAUUGUUAACUCGAUCCUCAAGCAAUCAUGCACGGAGAUUCUAACAGUGGAGCCGUCCAGCGUCUGCGUGAACGAGACUUUUGACAUUGUUUUGAGAGGGAACGGGUUCACACUGGGGAGGCAAACAGAAGGAGUGCUCUGCAGUUUCGUAGUGGAUGGAGUUAUUUACAAGGUGAAGCCAACCAAGGUGAAGAAUGACUAUGUCCUGUGUCCUGCUCCAGUUCUGUAUUCAGUGGGACAACAAAUGGAGGUUCUGAUCAGUUUGAACAAUGGCACAUCGUAUAUCUCCAGUGCUUUCAUCAUCACUGCCUCCACAUGUUCGGACGGCACAGUGGUGGCCAUUGUGUUCUUGGUGCUCUUUCUCCUGUUGGCUUUGGCUCUGAUGUGGUGGUUCUGGCCUCUCUGCUGCACCAUUAAGCCAGAGCCAGAACCAAUACCCAAGAAAAAGUGGCCAACUGUGGAUGCAUCUUAUUAUGGAGGAAGAGGAGCUGGUGGAAUCAAACGCAUGGAGGUCCGUUGGGGAGAGAAAGGGUCCACAGAGGAGGGUGCACGGCUCGAGAUGGCCAAGAAUGCAGUGGUGUCAAUACAAGAGGAGACAGAGGAACCCAUGAUCAAAAAGCCACCCGCACCCCCACCCACAUACCAUCGAUCUGAAUCCAAGUGGUAUACUCCAAUCAGGGGUCGACUUGAGGCACUGUGGGCUCUUCUGCGGCGACAGUAUGACCGAGUUUCACUCAUGCGCCCAACUACCACAGAUAAGGGACGCUGUAUGAAUUUCAAUCGGGUGCAGCAUCAAUAGACGACAGCAUCCCGUCUCUGAAAUACUUUGACUUCCAAGUAUAUCAGAUGGAACAACAGAAAAAACGUAAUUUCCUCGAGAUGAUAUAGCUUAUCAUUGGCCACUUCAGAGUAUCUUGUUUCAGCGCUUUACAAGUAUUGGCUUUCCAAAACUUAUAAUUCUGGUAUCUCUCAAGCUACUGAACGGCAAGCGGAUGACUAAAUAGAUCAACAAAAAAGUGUCUGAUUUUGCAGCUGAUCUGGUUAGCUUUAAUGCACAGCAAAGGCUUUUUCAUGUUCUGACCAUAUUGUGCCUUCUGUGAAAGAAAAAAAAAAAAACUAAUCUUAUGGACACAGACGGAGGCUAUUUAAAAAAAAAAAUAAAAAAAAAG
Messenger RNA from Sinocyclocheilus rhinocerous, 2128 nucleotides. RefSeq names its product anthrax toxin receptor 2-like. Gene Ontology annotation, molecular function: transmembrane signaling receptor activity. The record is from RefSeq and is a predicted model, not a curated record. The coding region runs from base 364 to 1758 and encodes 464 amino acids. The transcript is spliced from 16 exons. Gene Ontology annotation, cellular component: cell surface; plasma membrane. NCBI's taxonomy places the organism in Eukaryota, Metazoa, Chordata, Actinopteri, Cypriniformes, Cyprinidae.